AUGGCCUUCAACAGCAUCAACAUUGAAAUCCCAUCUGUCGACUUGACCGACCUCGACUUUCUCGCAAGUCUUAUUUCUCCUGAAAUAGCUUCUGCAUCUCCGACCGCUUCGCCAAUUUCUCCUGCAUCUUCCGGCUACGCUUCGGAGCUCUACGCGACUUCAUCCACUGGCUCAAGCUCGCCAACAUCGACUUACUACUAUCCAUCCCCCGCUCAAUAUUCUUCUUACGAUCCUUCUUCUACUCCAACUGCUACUCCUUCUUACUACCGACCAACAAGUCAAUAUUUCUUCCCAACAACGUUCACCCACGCCAUCGCUCCACCAUCAGCUCCAGCAACCUUUGACCCAGCGAUUCUUCAAUCAAGCAUGACUUCGUUUCUCGCUCAAGAUCACUCACCGGUCUACGGAGACAAACCAUUGACCAUCGAAAAGUCGGGCCUCAAAAAUCGACGCGCUUCGCGAUCAAAGUGCCCCUGUCUCAAAUGCUGCCACGCUCGAGCUAACCACAUUCCUUCACCAACUUAUCAUGGCUGCAUCGUCAAAGGCUGCCAAAAAACUUACACUCGACCAGCUCAUCUUCGAAGUCACCUGAAGUCACACGACAACGAUUCCCAUCUGAAAUGUGUUAUUUGUUCUGAAAACUUCAUGACUUCCGACAUGCUCAUUUCCCACAUGUUUGAGCAUGGUCAAGGAAUGAAACUGUAA
Molecule: messenger RNA, 705 nt
Organism: Oikopleura dioica
Lineage: Eukaryota; Metazoa; Chordata; Appendicularia; Copelata; Oikopleuridae
Source: the annotation of a GenBank genome assembly